Molecule: messenger RNA, 1193 nt
Organism: Rubroshorea leprosula
Lineage: Eukaryota; Viridiplantae; Streptophyta; Magnoliopsida; Malvales; Dipterocarpaceae
Source: the annotation of a GenBank genome assembly
AAUAAAUAAGAAUCAAGAAGCUGAGAUCUGGACGAAUAGGAAGAGGAAGGGGAGGCCAAGAACUGAGGAAGGAAAAGAUGAUGUCCGGAAAGUAUACGAGCAUCGACAAUCAACAAGUCUCGGGAUCCGUACCUGCUGUUACAGAUCCAGGCCAGACCACCGUUAAAUUCUCAGAUGCCAACCUUCAGACCUUUCCUCCAUCAGGAGCUAAGGGGAAGAUUUCUGUCGGUUCUCAACCUCCUCGUGAUGCUGAUGAUACAUUUUCAAGUCCUAAUGGUGGUUCUGAUGAACCACCUCAGGGAGGUGGUUGGCUUAGGACAUUCGCCAUUGCUACAUACAAACCAUACUUUGACGUUGAUACUUCAGAUGUAGUAGACAGGAUUAAGGAGUCACUAUUUCCUUUUAGAGGAAGCUUUACUGAAAAAACAGCUGAAAACCCGGAUUUGUAUGGACCAUUUUGGAUAUGCACUACCCUUAUAUUUGUAGCAGCCUCCAUUGGCACUUUUGUCACCUAUGUAGCACACAAGCUGCAGAAAAAAGAAUGGAAUUAUGACAUAAAUCUGGUAACAUGGUCAGCUGGUGUGUUCUAUGGUUAUGUCGCCAUAGUUCCUCUUGUAUUGUAUGUAAUUCUCAAAUACUUCUCAGCUCCAGCACGCCUUGUCCAGCUGUUUUGUCUCUAUGGCUACUCCCUAUUUGUCUUUAUUCCAGCAUUGUGUCUAUCCGUGGUGCCCUUAGAAAUUUUCAGGUGGGUAAUUGCCGGUGUAGCUGGGUUCAUGUCAGCAACUUUUGUGGCACUUAACCUCAAAGCCCAUAUUAACUCAGCUGGUGAAAGAUGGUUCUUGAUCGUAGUAGGCAUCUUUCUCUUGCAGCUGGCCCUGUCUGUCGUUCUCAAGCUUUAUUUAUUCACUGUUACAGUAUGAGAGUAAAGACAUUAGAACACCUUGUAGAUCACAGGGAAACAAGUUUUUUUGGUCCAUUAUCUUUUGUAUCAUCAGAGUCUUGUCCCAAGUAUAAUUCCGCAAAUAAAACCUCCUGUAUUCAUUCAUUUUGUGGUUAAAUAUCAAUUCAUUGUAUGAAAAUACAGAGGGUUAUAGGUAAUUGUCAUAGUUAUGGAUAUCAUUUAGAAAUAUGCAUUUAUCUUCAAGUGUUCAUUUCCUGACAUGCCAAGUACAUUAUAAAGAGUCAUCUAGAGA